AUGUUGUCGGUGAGACAAGUUGAGGAGCGGCUCUAUAGCUUUCAGAGUCUGAAGGAGAAGUUUGAACAGCCGAGAUUCGGUGGUGGGGUUCAAAGAAGCGCCACACAUGCCGAUAUGCCGCAUCGAGGGGGCACAAUUGCCGAAAGGCUUGCUGCGCUACAAGCGGCGGGGGCGAACGAUUGGCGAGCAAGGGUCUGCCGUUUGAGUCCCGAGCGAGACGACUCCAAAGCGAUAGAGCGCGCUAAGAACCGGAUUAAUGUGAGUACUAACUCUUGA
This is a messenger RNA of Leptosia nina, 276 nucleotides long. Lineage: Eukaryota; Metazoa; Arthropoda; Insecta; Lepidoptera; Pieridae. The record is from the annotation of a GenBank genome assembly.